Teleopsis dalmanni is the source of this 2527-nucleotide messenger RNA. RefSeq names its product WD repeat-containing protein CG11141-like. Gene Ontology annotation, molecular function: protein binding. The transcript has 6 exons. The record is from RefSeq and is a predicted model, not a curated record. The coding region runs from base 144 to 2399 and encodes 751 amino acids. Lineage: Eukaryota; Metazoa; Arthropoda; Insecta; Diptera; Diopsidae.
UAGAUGUAUAUACUAUUUUUCUCAAUAAUACAAUAUGCGAACUGAAGAAUAGUUAUUAAGCCGGUUUUGGAAGUCGAGAAAGUAGUUGAAAAGAGAACAUAUAUUUUAUAUCAUAGUUUUAUUUGAUUCAAUUAAACGGAGUGAUGUGCUCCAAAGAGCUUUAUGCUAUCAGAGAAUGGGCGCCCUUGACGGAUCUGAUCGAACGCAUUCCAAGCCGCACACAGAGAGGAUUUCUUUCUGUCGAUGUAAAUAUAACAUGCAUUGAUGCUGUAAACGAAUUCAUAGCCUUAGGCAGUGAUGUAGGAAUAGUUUUCUGGUAUAAUCGCUUUACUGGAAACGUUCAAAAACUAAAAGCUGAAGUUGCAACGCGCAUAACUUGUGUUAAAAUUGUUAAUUCUGUUGAAUUUAUGGUGGCAGCGGGCAAUUCAACUGGACAAGUAAGUGUGUUUCAAAUACAAAAAGAAUUACCACCUGACCUCAACUUGGUUGGACCGUGUGCGCGCCCAAAGCCAAUUGAACGUUAUACCAUACGUGAUCUACAUCGGAGUGCUGUAAGUUGCAAUGAAUGGUCCAAAAAUGGGAUGAAGCUAUAUUCUGGUGACAGACUUGGGGUAGUUGUGCUGACUGAAUUCGACUAUCAAGCGCAUAUAAGUAAGUCUGUGGAAAUACUAAGUGAAGCGUAUGAAAUAGUACAAAUGAAUGUGUAUCAAAGUUAUCUCUUAGUAUCCACAUUAUACCGUUCAAUAAUAUGUCAACGUUGCACAACUAGUGGGCAAUGGCAAAUAACUCAAGUUGGUAAAAAGGAUCGUAAGCAACUAGUAGACUGUGGCGGUGUGUUUUUAAAAACAGGUGGUAAAUCAUUAAGUUUGAUUUGCGGCCGACCUGGAUUACGGUUUUGGUUAGCUGAUACUGAUGGCAACGUUGAAAAAACUUAUUUGUUUAAAGAAGCCAUUCAUUGUAAUCCAACAUGGGUGAUACCUAUAUUAAACCCAAAACAGGAUAUAUAUCGCUCGACACAGCACGAAAGCAAUGUAUCUGAUUCGGUAAGAAACUUUGGUGUCAUGUAUCCUUAUAUUGGAACAGAUACAUUGAUUGUGACACACGACGAAAUCAAUUUGUAUAUAUUGAAUUUGGAUCGCUUGUGUGUAGAGGCAGUUGCCAAGGGUUUUCGUAAAAUUUUGGAUUUUUGUGUGUGUGAUAAUGAAAUUUUCGUCUUAGAAGGUGAACGUUCCGUUUUGCGACUAGCGCCAAUGCCGGAGAAGCCCAACAAAACUGCCAAAAUUAUAUUUAAUCCACUUAUGCCACCGCCUGUUCCUGUAUUGGGUUCUGCUAUAUGUGGUACAUUUGAGUCUCCUGUUGAAUAUGAACCAGACGAACAGUCUAUUAUUAAAGCUGAGGAAUGUUUUGAAUUAUCACCAAUUGAACCUAAUAAAUAUAUACCUAUUGAGUUAGCGGUAGAGUCGCCACGUGCCGAACAGAACCGUCGACUCGAAAUAUUUAAUCAAAUAUCACAAAUGGAUUUUGAUCAAUCAAUACUUCAUCAUAGUGGCGUAUUUGUAAAUGGUCGAAAAAAGCGUAAAAGUCGCGAUAAUUCUGUACCUUCAAAAGCUGAAGGAAUUGUUGAAAUUGGACAAGUAGCAGACGUAAAAUUAGCGCAAAAUGAAAAAGCCGAUGGUGAGCACAUACAAAACAGAGAUUCCGACAAAAAUGAGGAAACAAACCGGAAAAGUUUUGCUGCAAAAAUCGAUAAAUCAAACGCAUCGGAAUUUACGUCAAAGCCAACUUUAAUGGACGUUAGCUAUUGCUUACCAGAAAGUAUAAAAAGCGACCAAGAAACUCAAACGUUUGGUCUAGGUUCACCAGCUGGAAUUGAAAGGAGUGAUGAACUAAAAACCUUUUCAGAAGAAUUAAAGUUGUCAGAUAACUUAUAUAUCAACGAAAACAUGAACAUCUCACAAGUAUUAAGCUCGUCAAUUAAAGAAUUAAAACACGCAUAUCCUAGACAGUCGAAAGUUGAAGACGCUGGCGUACAAACAAGUCCAAAUAAAAAGUUCUACUACGUGCCUGACUUUAGUACAGGACAACCGGUGGAUGAUAUCAUUCAGACUUUACGUGAAACAAAUUUAGCAGAAGAUUUCCCUAAUACCAAUACUACCAGUAACGAUGAAGUAUGUGCUCCAACAUUAGAGGAAGAACUAUUGGGAGCAGUUGGAGGUAUAUCGUCACGGCAAGCAUCUAACAGUGUUGAAAAACAAUUUGUACACAUGCCACCAGUAAAUACCGAAAUUGACAGUUUCCUCUUAGAUUUUAGUCGAGCUCGAGAUCCUUUGCAGAAAAACACACCACCACCUUCUGCGGAAUCAAACACAUCAAGUGAUUGGGAAUUCUUAGAUAAUUAAACCAAUAAGUAUAUUCAAAACAUUCUUUAUUUCUUAAUUAAACUUAACAUAUAACAUAUGAUAUUAAACUAUUCCAGUUCCAAAGUCUUAAUUGUAUUCAGUGAAACUUUAAUGUUGUGAACACUCAA